CUGUGAAACUAGUAUCUAUUGAUUAUGGUGUCAAAAGAAGAUUUUGCACACAAAUAAUAAUCAUUUUUAUAAUAAAUUAAAAAAUGUAAUAAUAUUGCAUGUUUGAUGAAUGAAUGAACGGACUAAAAAUCGUGUAGGCACACGCUUAGCUUAUAAAAAAUUUAAAAUGAUCAACUUGGCUCCUUUUUGCACCUAGCACAGUGUUUAUAUAAACAUUCAAGACUGUUAUUUUGUAAUAGUAUUUUAAACUAUGAAAGUUUUAGUAAAAUAGUUCCAAUUAUUUUUCAAAUUUAGCCCUAACGUUUUCUAGCCUGUUGCAAUAUGCAUUUAAAGGUAUGUUAAACUGUGUUACUUUAAUGUAAAUAAAAUAGUUACAAUCAUAAGUAAUGGUUUAUGUGAUAUAAUACAAAUGCAAAUAGUAGCAAGCAUGAGUGAUGAAAAGUCGGCCGAGAAGCAAACCGAUGACCAUGCUUGCGAUAACUCUCCUAAUCUAACUCUGACGACAGAUCAGACAAUCUGUACAAACAAUCAGUCACCUGGUGCCGAACCGAGCAGUAGUCCAAGUAACAUGCCUCCAACGGAGAGUAUUACACCUACACCUAAUACAGAUAAUUUACUAGACAUAUCUGUACCAAAGAUCGCACUGUUGGGCAAAGAACAGGCAAAAAAACGGCUGUUAGCAUUUUCGGCUUCAAAACAAAGUAUUUCGCCAAAUUGCAAACGAAAUAAGUCUAAGGAAGAGGAGAAGACUGAUAGUGAUAAAAUGGAACCCGCCAAGAAAUGCAAAAAACGUUUAAAUCCAACCGAAAAGGCCAAAGCGGUGAUAGAAGAGAUUGAGGAAAUCAAAAAAAUGGAACAUGCCCGGACGUAUUACGGACCUACAGAACAACAGACGAAGAUAGAUGCUCGAAGUAGAUCUAACGAAUGGAAGAGUCAUCAUAGGAAGGAGCAUCGAAGGAGUAGAAGUGACGAGAAAGUACGCCCUAGGUCGAGGGAGAGAAGCAGAUAUCCGGUGUGUUGGGCUGAGUUUAGGGAGAGAAGAUACGAUCAAGAGACAGCCAAUGGGAAAUCUGCAAAGAAAAUUGAAGAGUGUCUUGAUUUUAGAAGGCAGUUCUUGUUCGAAACUCCUUCACUUCUUUUACAUCCAUUGACGUUUAAGGAUGUUUCAGGAAAGGAGAGGAUUGUUCCAAUUCUUUCCCGAAGGAGUACGAAAACAAAACCGCCAAUAUCCUUUAGUGUGACUGAGAAAGUUGAGUCGACACCAUAUAACAGGAAAAGUGUGCUCGAUUAUAUUUCAAAACCGUAUCGCGACAACAUUUCGAAGAUUAUUAACACCUCCGCUCGUCCCUUGGAGAAAAUAACGUCCAAAUCGUCAAUAAGAAGAUGGUAUCCACAGAAAUGCUUCAGCAGUAUCGAAAAGGAGACCGAGUGUACAGUGUUGGAAAACUCUCUGAGUUUAUCUUUUCUCCAAAAUUAUUCCGACGAGGAGGAACAAGAUAAAGACGAUACCAAAUUGACAGAGAAAGCCGUUGUGAAAGGUGCAAGCAAAACCGAAAUGCCACAACAAAAGAAACCCAAAGAACGAAAACACAAGCACAAAAUCAAGAAAACAAAGAAAAAAAAAGAAAAAAAGGAGAAGCCAAAGAAAAAAGUGCGCGAUAAGAGCGAUAAGAAAAGGAAAAGUGAAGAGAAUGAUUGGGUCGAACGACCAGAGACGAAACCCCCCAAAGUAGACGUACAUAAUGACGCGCAAAAACCUAAAAAAAGUGAGAGUAAAGAAAAACAAACGAAAAAGACACCAAACGAAAUCACUAAUACUGAAAAAGUAGACACUCAAGAUCGUUCUCGUUCUGUAGAACAAACCGUCCGAAAACGUCAACACAAACGGUCUUCGGAUCGGCACUCUUCAUCGCAAAAGCAAGACAAGUUAGAGAAAAAAGAGCAAUCGCCGAUUCCAGAAAAGAAACGCAAGGAAGAAGUUUUAAAGAAGAUACCCCCACAUGGUAAAGAUUGCGUAAAGGAGGUUAAAAAAGAUAACUUAAAGGAGGUUAAAGUAGAUAGCGGCGAUAAGCCACCGGCACAGGAGACUAAGGAGGUGGAGGAUGUCAAUGCAAAAGCUCCAGCGGAGCGAGAACUAAACACACCUGAUACCGAUGAGUAUUAUUCCAAAUGGGAAAGCGACGAUGAGUUAUUGAACAGUAGUACGUCGAAACAAUCCGAUUUGUAUACAGACACAAGCGGUAUCAACGUGUCAUGGGAGAGCGACGCCGAUAUUCCUCUAUGUAAAUCUCCCGUACGAGAAUUUUAUAAAAGUGAGUCCCCCCACAAGGCACCCGUAGUCGAGGACUUUUCACCUUUCAGGGAUCGAUUCAUCAAUGAUAGGAGAAGGUCGCGAUGUUCUUUGGAUAACCCUUCACCCCCUUACCUAGAAAUGCCGUUAAACAUAAGAAAUUACAGGGAUAUUCAGUGGGAGGCCGAAAGACACAAUUCGGACCGUAUUAAUUUCCGAUUGGAAAACGACCAAAAGUGUUACUCUCUGUACACCGAAGAUUCUUGGGAGAAGGACGAUUAUAUGACCAUUAAGAGUGAGGAAAUGCGGCUGGCGGAAGAUCGGCGAUCGCUAAUGGAGGAAAGGCGCCAAUUCGAAAUUGAGAAAAGGAAAUUGGAGGAACUGGAACGAGAGAGAUACUAUUUGCGCAGGUCUAACGUUGAGGAAAAUUACAACGAGUCGUAUCAAGCCGGCGAAGAUCGAUAUCGUCACAAAACCUACCAUUUUCCAAAGGAGGACGAUCGUGGUUCUAGAAAAGUUUCGGAAAUUUUACCCAAAAGCGUCGAGCAUGCUGAUAAAAGAGCGUCAUCGGAGAAGCGUAAACGUUCCAGGUGGCAAAGUAUCGAUGUAAACGAAUUGGAGAGUGCUAAAGUCGAGGUACCCAAGGCGGAGUAUAGUAACAAACGUAAUAAGGUUAUCGUAAACGAUGAAAAGGCGAAACCGGAAGUACUAGAAAAUGAGUAUGAGAAAUUUUUGAAGGCGUUAAAUUCCCAAACGAAAGGCACGAUGUUAAAUGAGAAGAAAAGCAGAAGUGAAGUAAAAAAGAGGUCGAAGAAAGUUAAGAGUAGUUCUAGUAGCUCGUCAUCGUCUAGUUCGGAUGAUUCGGAUUCAUCGUCAUCAUCAUCAACAACCUCCUCGUCGUCUAACUCUGCAAAGAAAAGGAAGGAGGUUAAGAAAAAACCGGUGGCGCAAAAGCCAAGCGUUGAUUCCGUAAAGAAAGUCAAAACCAAGCAAGUUUUCAAAAUAGAAGAUGUGGAACGUGACCUAUUCCAAAAAGAAGAAGUGAAUCUUGUAGAAAUUCCACUGCCACAAGUUGAAGUUCCCCAUAAACCGCAAGACAAAAUUAUUCCCUUACCGGUUCCAUCGCCGAAAGUUGAUUCGGCAGUUUUGAAUAGCACACCGUCUAUUGCCGAUCAAAUUUCCGUAAUGGCAACUAUAGCAGUUUCCCCAAUUAAACAUGACAUUCCAAAAGAGAAACCUGAGCCCAAAGACAGUCCCGAUCCGGUUCUCAUAAAAUCUGACACUUCUAAAUUAACGAAAUUGGCAAUCGAAGCGAGUGUUACCGACAGCGCCAUCUUACCGCAGUUAAAAAUUAAAAAAACAAGCAGUCCCCUUAUGGCCGUGUCUACGAAAAGCGAAAUGGACGACUUCAAUUUGAACAAUAAUAUAUCGGUGAAAAAUGAAGAGGAAGUUACUACGACGGAAAUUGUCGAACACAAGCUGCUGCCGAUGAAUGAGGAAGAAAGUGUGCAAACCAUUUCAGACAUGCCACAGAGAAAUUCGACUUCACAUCCAAAACAAACGGAGAAAAAUUUAGUAAAAAGGAAUGAAGUGCCAACCAACGACACAGAAUCUUCUGCAAAACCUAUUAUCUUAUCGAAGCCAAAGGAAGGAAGAAAAAAAGGUGAAAAUUUUUCUCCAGUAUCGGAAACCUAUCGAAAGUUAUCCUCCCACGAAUUGGAUCACUUUUCCAUCAAAAAGUGUAGUAAAACGACGAAAGAAAGAAUGUCCAGCAUAGACAAAUCGUCUAAUAAUCUUCUGAAACAAUCGCCCCUUAGUUCUCCUUUAGAUGGUUUUAAGCGCAGUGUAGCCGACUCGACGAUUAGCGACGAGCAGCUACUGCAAAGUAAUUUAGUUGAAUGUACCGAAUCUCCAAAUCUCCAAAGUGCAAGCGAAAAAUCACCUAGGAGAAUGUCACUUGAUGAACGAAUCAAUCAAGCGUUAGGAUUAUCCGAAGAACCUAAACCUAUUGCCACGACCUAUUCGAAUAACGCUAAUUAUGAAUCACAAUAUUACGCUGAGGGCUUUGAUAGUUACGUUGAGGAACCAAGAAAACCUGAUACAGUAAACAAACGGAAUCAACGUUCUCUUAAUCAAAGUUCUAAACCGAGGGUUUUGCAAGUAGGGAAUAUUUUACAGGUUGUACCGACGGAAGAUUAUUCCGAGGCCCCCGCCCCUCCCAAAAGGAAGACUCCCUUACAACAAAAUAAAAUCAGCAACAGUACCCAGAAAAUCUUACAAGUUGGAAACAUGUUACAAAUAGUACCCACCACGUCAUUUCCGGAUAGCUUUGAACCUGAACCUGAACCUGAAAAUGACCCUCCUCCAGUCCCUUCGACGUCAACUCCAAUUAAAAGUACUUUUAAUGCAGAAAUGUUAAUAAAACAAAAGGCCGAAAGGAGGGCGGAGAAAGACAAAAGAAAACAGGAAAGGCAAUUGAAACGUAAGGAAAAAGAGAAGAAACGCAAGGAAAGAGAACGGCGUAAGCAACUUAAAGUAAAACUGCAAACCGAAGCUAGUAUAAAGCAAGCGCUUAUCUUGGAAGAUGCCAAUCUAUCGGAUGAACAGCAGGCGAAUGAAUCUCAGAAACCGGCACAAUGGCCCCCGAUUCCCCAAAUCGUUUCGAAUAGCGCCUACAGGCCGUCGGGCAAAGGAAUUUUAGCUCAAAAGAGAGAAGAAAGGGAAGAGUUAUUUGAUAAACGUAAACAAGUACUAUUUUCCGAUGGAAUUAGACCGGGCGAGGGAACCUCCCCUUCUGGAGGCGAAGAACUGUCGUCUCCACCACCAGCUCCUAGAAAACUGCCAAAAGAGAAAAGAUUUAAGAAAAUUAAACUGCCAAAAAAAGAAAAGGCUCCCAAGAAGAAGAAAGUAAAAGUGAAAGUUAUUAGACAGAGUCAAUUUGACGAGGAAAGCGAGGAAGAUACACUUCCUCCCCCGCCGCCGCCGCCCGGAUCGCCUCCGCCGCAUAUAUUUCCGGCACGAAUCAAAGAGCCCGUUUUCAAUAAUAUUCAUCCUAAUCUGCUAGCUAGCAUUACUAACCCUCCCGAUACCAGCUAUCCUCCCCCGGCGUAUCGUCCGAAUGCACCUGUGGUCGUACCUCACCACCUUCCCCUGCACCCUCCAGGCCCGCCUCCUCCAGUACAUCGUCAUCAUCUUCCAGCACUGCCCAUGUUACAUCACGGAAGUUUUAAUCAAUCACCGAGUAUUAUUCCACACGGCAACCAUCGGUAAUACUACAACAGUGUAGUAACCAAAUGGACUGUAAUAUAGAGACGUUUUCUUUCAAGAAUGUGUAAACUGCAAUGUAAUCUUAUAUAAUAAUAAUUUUGUGCGGUCAGCUGUAUAUAAUUUAUACUGUUGUGUGGCGUUUAUUUUCUUUAUUUACUUUUUUAUCGUAGGUAGCAAUUUACUUUUUUAAUAUUUUUUAUUUAUCUUUUUGUCAUUAUUGAACGAGACUUUUAUAUACUAGGAAUUAUAGUGUGAUGUGAUUAGAUUACAUUGGUGAUA
Photinus pyralis (common eastern firefly) is the source of this 5836-nucleotide messenger RNA. Its product is annotated as microtubule-associated protein futsch-like. The record is from RefSeq and is a predicted model, not a curated record. The transcript is spliced from 12 exons. Lineage: Eukaryota; Metazoa; Arthropoda; Insecta; Coleoptera; Lampyridae. Bases 410 to 5560 code for a protein of 1716 amino acids.